This is a messenger RNA of Bubalus bubalis (water buffalo), 1224 nucleotides long. RefSeq names its product gap junction protein beta 4 (gene GJB4). The coding region runs from base 424 to 1224 and encodes 266 amino acids. Gene Ontology annotation, biological process: cell communication. Lineage: Eukaryota; Metazoa; Chordata; Mammalia; Artiodactyla; Bovidae. The record is from RefSeq and is a predicted model, not a curated record. Gene Ontology annotation, cellular component: connexin complex. The transcript is spliced from 2 exons. Gene Ontology annotation, molecular function: gap junction channel activity.
CUCACUAGUUUGGAAAGCCCCACCCAGCAGGGGAGUGAGGAACAAAACCUGCCUCCUGGAGGUCCCCAGGCAGGCGGGCAGACACGCCAGCCCAGGGCCAGGAGAGCGGCUGCUAGAACCAAGCAAGAAUGAAAUACGUCCUGAUUUUGGAACUGGAAGAUGGAAGCUCAAGACCAGCUCUGCCACUUCCAGCCAUCCACCUUGGGUGGGUGCCUCUCGGGGCUUGAGCUCCCUCCCUCUGAAUCUAGGACAAUGGCAAUCCCUACCCCACCAAGUCAUGGCCAGUGUGGACAUGAUAACACGAUGGUUGUGAAAUCAUGUGCCCAUCACGCCCUUAAUGAAGGUGCCCAUUUCCAGGUUCUUCCAGCCCUGUGACGCCAGGGGCCAAGAUCGUCCACUCAGGGAAGCCAGGCCGGGGUCAGCAUGAAUUGGGCAUUCCUGAGGGAUGUGCUGAGCGGGGUCAACAAGUACUCCACGGCGCUGGGCCGCAUCUGGCUGUCCGUGGUCUUCAUCUUCCGCGUGCUGGUCUACGUGGUGGCGGCCGAGGAGGUGUGGGAUGACGAGCAGAAGGACUUCAUCUGCAACACCAAGCAGCCGGGCUGCCCCAAUGUCUGCUAUGACCAGUUCUUCCCCGUGUCCCACGUGCGCCUCUGGGCCCUGCAGCUUAUCCUGGUCACGUGCCCCUCACUCCUCGUGGUCAUGCACGUGGCCUACCGCCAGGAGCAGGAGCGGAAGCACCGCCGGAAGCACGGGCCCCAUGCCCCGUCCCUGUACGACAAUCCGGACAAGAAGCGGGGUGGGCUCUGGUGGACCUACCUGCUGAGCCUCCUCUUCAAGGCGGCCGUCGACGUGAGCUUCCUCUACAUCUUCCAUCGCCUCUACAAGGACUAUGACAUGCCGCGGGUGGUGGCCUGCUCCGAGUCGCCCUGCCCCAACACCGUGGACUGCUACAUCUCCCGGCCCACCGAGAAGAAGAUCUUCACCUACUUCAUGGUGGCCACGGCCAUCCUCUGCAUCCUCCUCAACCUCGGUGAGGUCUCCUACCUGGUGGGCAAGAGGUGCCUGGAGAUCCUUGGCCCCAGACCCCGGGGGUCUCGGCACCAGGCUCGCCUGCUGGAGGCGUGUCCACCAUAUGCCCUCUCCCCGGGGGAGCACCCCCAAGAUGGGAACUCUGUCCUAAUGAAGGCUGAAAUGACCACAGUUGAUGCAGCUGGGUUUCCAUAA